AUGUUUUCAUCAACCGUACAAAACGUAUCAUUGUCGAAUACUUACAAACUUCAUUGGCUCGAUCAAAAUGCGAAAGAUGAUAUUUAUUUACAGAAACAACUCAAUGAAUUUUUUAACAAUGAACUAACUAUUUUUGAUAAUAUCAUUGAUUAUAAUGAAAACAUUCGAUUGCUAGCAGACGAAGAAAGAGUGAUUCUCAUUGUCUCCGGUUACUUUGGCAAAGAACUAGUUCCUACUGUUAACAAUCUUUCACAAGUUCUCGCCAUAUAUGUUUACUGUUCGAACAGAGACUUGCAUCUUCAGUGGACUAAAAAUUACAAGAAGGUUAGAGCAGUCCUAUCACACGGUGAUGAUUUGAUCUACCACCUGCAAAAAGAUGCUCGUUAUCGAGAACCUCUCUCUCCGAUCACUGUUUUCCAACAGUCACACAAAAAUGUACGAGCAGAUAAUGCACAGUUUAUUUGGCAACAGCUCUUCAUUGCAAUUCUUCUGCGUCUUAAACCAGAGGAAUCAAGCUCGAAUGAGAAGCUAGUUGAGUACCUGAAAAGAACGUAUCCACAGCAGUUGGACGUCGUUGAGAAGUUUCAUCAAGAUUAUCAACCAGAAAACAGUCUUCAAUGGUAUACAAAAGACAGUUGUAUCUAUAAAUGUUUGAAUUAUGCCUGUCGAAUGAAUGACUUCGGCACGCUUGUUCUGUAUCGAUAUUUUAUUAAAAGUUUGUAUGAACAACUCGCAAACCAAUACCGGCAACAGAAGAAAUUACUAUCCGAUAUGACUCUAUAUCGUGGUCAGUUGAUGUCACCCGAAGAGCUUAUUCAAUUACAGAAGUCAGUGGGACAAUUCAUUUCCUUCAAUUCAUUCCUCUCGACAAGUCAGGAUCUAGCAGUUGCUGAAAUGUACGCUGGAAAAGGUGUUCUCUUUGAAAUCACAACUAGUCUCUCUAACGAGAAACUAGACACUUCAGCUGAUGUUUCAUGGUGGAACAGACCGCUUUUUGAACGUUCUAUUGAAACGCCUAUCUCGAAACCCUAUGCAUUGAUUUCUGGAUGUAGCCAGUUCAGCGAUGAAGACGAAGUCCUCUUUAUGGCGGGAACGAUCUUCUGUCUAGAUAAAAUGGAACCACCAUAUGAGCAGACCAAACCCUUUUGGACUGCCCAUCUUCAUCUGGCCAGCGACAGCGAUCAUAACCUAAAAGAACUGUAUCGUUAUCGAAUCAUCGAAUUAAGUACUGAAACUACUAUAGCUGAUGAUCUUAAUCCAUUACUGAUCGAAAUGGGCUAUUUGGCACCUGGCAAAAUAGAGGAGAAUGACGAUGAAACGCAGCAAAAUCAAAGUAAUCUACCGAUCUUUCUUUUGAAGAGUGCUCUCAGUGUUUUCUCGACAACAAAGAUACAAAUCAACUUAGGAAAGAUUCAAACUACAAAAGGUGAUUACCAAGCGGCAAUUGACACAUUUAUGAAAGCUCUGCAAGGGACAACUGAUGUGCGCUGCAUCGCAGAGAUAGAGAGCAACCUCGCUGUUGUCUACGAAAGAAUGAAAGACUAUUCAACGGCGUUGAGUCAUUGUAGGAAAGCAGAACAGUAUUCGAAUUCAGUUGAUAACUUCAUGAUAAUGAUUCGACUGUACAUGAAAUUAGAAGAUUAUGUUGCUGCGUUACAAAUUAUUGAAUCAAAUGUACUACCGCAAGAGAAAGACUCGCUCAAAAUUGCUCGACAUUAUCGACUCAUGGGCAAAAUUUACGAAGCAAGGAAACAAUUUGAUCUUGCACUAGAAAAUUACAAAAAAUCGUUUCAAUUGUUCGAAAAACUUUACCCGUUUGAUAGAGUUGACGACGUUUUUCGUCAUAAUGGCAGAGGCGGCAGUGAGAUGAAGGACAUAAGUCGUCAUCUACUUAGAUUGAUCGAUAAGACAAAGAAGAGCGAUGAGUAUGCUGUGUUAGACGGAUAUUUUCGAGAAUUCAAUUGCGAUCGAGAAGAAGCCUACAGUAAUUACUUAACUACUCAGUUUUAUCGCGAUCCAAUGUAG
Molecule: messenger RNA, 2025 nt
Organism: Adineta ricciae
Lineage: Eukaryota; Metazoa; Rotifera; Eurotatoria; Adinetida; Adinetidae
Source: the annotation of a GenBank genome assembly